Messenger RNA from Epinephelus fuscoguttatus (brown-marbled grouper), 3300 nucleotides. RefSeq names its product calcium/calmodulin-dependent protein kinase kinase 2. NCBI's taxonomy places the organism in Eukaryota, Metazoa, Chordata, Actinopteri, Perciformes, Serranidae. Gene Ontology annotation, molecular function: protein kinase activity; ATP binding. The transcript is spliced from 18 exons. Bases 401 to 2194 code for a protein of 597 amino acids. The record is from RefSeq and is a predicted model, not a curated record. Gene Ontology annotation, biological process: CAMKK-AMPK signaling cascade; protein phosphorylation; activation of protein kinase activity.
UCCUCCAAGAGCCAAGUGUUUCAUUUCGAGGUCGUGAGUGACACAAAAAGGGGAACAAACGGCAGCCCGCACCUCCUCCGCUCCUUGUGAGGCAUGUUGCUGUAAUUAUUUCCUUGAAGCCACCACACUGCCCGUGUCCCCAACACUUCCUCUGUGUGAAACACGGGACCUGUGAGCUCAGCUGGAUUGGUCCAUCACAACAUCGGCUAUCAGUCUGUCUCCGCUCCUCUAACGGCUAGCUUAGCCGUCGUAGUACGGACGCUACUUUCACCGCAGCCGAAGAAGAAGCAGGAACCUCUUAAUUCUGACUUAAAGGCCGAAAUAACACGUUAAGGCACCAGUUCCCUCUGAGGCUGUCAUCUGAUGGAGCAGUGCUUAUCAGUCUUUGUGAAGAGACACCAUGUUUCCUUGUCACGUAACUCCCUGGCCCUCCGCUGAACCGCCGGCCUCCUGCGGUCAUGCGCCGCCAGCACAGCCCUCACAGCCCUCACAGCCCCUGCCUGAUCUGCUGUGCAGCUGUCCCGCUCCACCUUUGAACACCCACUCUGAGACGCCCUCGCCAGACCCCAUGGAGUCCCUCAUCGUGGUCACGGAGUACGAACCCAGCAGACCACCCGGAGAGGCUGGGGAGGAGGAGGUAGAAGAAAUGGACAGUUCUGAGACGCCCGAGCCAGCUUCCUGUGUGGCGCCAUCUUUCCGGACUUCCUCCUGCGACCUGCUGUCGCACACAGUCAGCCGCUCAGAGGCUCUGCUACCUGAAAGCCAAGAGCAAAGGGGAAGAUUAAACCUGUCAGACCGGAAGCUGUCUCUGCAGGAGCGCUCACAAACUGCAACAUCACCCUGCAACUCACCUGGACUCAACGGGCGCUAUAUUUACCCGUCGCUACCCUACUCUCCCAUCACAUCGCCCCACUCCUCUCCACGCUUGCCCCGCCGGCCCACUGUGGAGUCCCACAGUGUGUCCAUCACAGACCUCCAGGACUGUGUUCAGCUCAACCAGUACAAGCUGAAAGACGAGAUUGGAAAGGGCUCCUAUGGUGUUGUCAAGUUGGCUUACAAUGAGGAUGACAACACAUACUAUGCGAUGAAGGUGUUGUCCAAGAAGAGGCUGAUGAGACAGGCGGGUUUCCCACGGAGACCUCCCCCUCGUGGAGCCAGAGCAGCCCCUGAGGGUCCCCCCCAGCCCAAAGGACCCCUGGAGCGGGUCUAUCAAGAGAUUGCCAUCCUGAAAAAGCUAGACCAUUCUAAUGUGGUGAAACUGGUCGAGGUUUUGGAUGACCCCAGCGAGGACCAUCUGUACAUGGUGUUCGAGCUGGUCAAGCAAGGGGCUGUGAUGGAGGUGCCGACAGAUAAACCUUUCAGCGAGGACCAGUCACGCUUUUACUUCCGAGAUCUGCUCAGGGGAAUCGAGUACUUACAUUACCAGAGGAUCAUCCACAGAGACGUUAAACCGUCCAACCUGCUGGUGGGAGAAGAUGGACACAUCAAGAUCGCAGACUUCGGAGUCAGUAACCAGUUUGAGGGGGCCGAUGCCCUCCUGACCAGCACGGUGGGAACACCUGCUUUCCUGGCACCUGAAGCGCUCUCGGAGACCAGAAAGAACUUCUCUGGGAAGGCGUUGGAUGUUUGGGCCAUGGGAGUGACACUUUACUGCUUCGUCUUUGGAGUGUGUCCAUUCAUGGACGAGCGCAUCCUUAGUCUUCAUCAGAAAAUCAAGACACAGCCUGUGGAGUUACCUGACCGUGCUGACAUCUCAGACGAUCUCAAAGAUUUGUUGCUGAAAAUGCUGGACAAGAAUCCAGAAACCAGGAUAUCAAUCCCACAGAUUAAGGUGCACCCAUGGGUAACAAGGCAUGGUACUGAGCCUCUUCCUCCAGAGGAUGACAACUGUUGCAUGCUGAUUGAGGUGACGGAGGAGGAGGUGGAGAACUCUGUGAAGCACAUCCCCAGCCUGGCUACAGUGAUCCUGGUGCGAACUAUGCUGAGGAAGCGCUCCUUUGGAAACCCCUUCGAUUGGGCCCGUAAAGAAGACCGCAGCAAUUUGUGUGCUCCAGGGCAAAUGCUCACGAAAGGCAGAGCAGGCAAUGUGAGAUACUGCUACAUUCAUUGUAACCAGAGAAGGAAACAGGAGAGCGGUGAUGGCAUGAGGAGUAUGGAACUGCCCUACGUGGGAGAGGACGAGGCUCUUUCCUGAUGCAGAGGGUUCAUUAUGCAUGCUGGUAUCUGCCUGCUUGCAACCACACAGCACAACACCCCUUUACUCACAGUUUUAUACUGGCAGCCUACACCUGUGUACAUUUCCCGGGAGUGUGGACGAGUGUGGUGGACGCUGGGAAAAAGAGAAAUGAAGGAUCUAAGAACAACAGUUUUAAAUCUUAUUUUGUCCUCUCCUCUUAAAAGGCUCAGUUUGGGGUUGUGGGACUGUCCCGUGGGAACCCUCCAUGAGAGGAUCCUCCUGAACCUCGUGCCUGUCGUCAGCCAUUAUUGCCCAACCCACUUUCCCCCUCUUAUCCUGCAUGCAUUUAUAGUCCUAGCAUGCUUUUGUCUCAGGCUUCAACUGUACAGUUUUGUGUUUUAUCGUAGUCUAGCCACUUGUGUUUCUCCUUGUCUUUACUUGACAAUUCUUUCAGGUACACAGGGCGUGUGAACAGGUGACGGACGGCGACGGUUUGCGGGGACAUUUCUCUCUCUUUAGUAGAACAGGCUUCUUGACAAUGAUUGUCUGGUUCACUCUGCUUCAGAGUAGCAGUGCCCAGUUUUGUAACAUAUUUCAGAGUGAAGAAUCUGUACAGUUUUCCCAAAAAUGUAAAAAGGGAGUGAAAAAAUGUUUACUUCAUUGAAUGCAUGUGUUUACGUUCCCAAUGCAAACACUCUAUAAGCUAUCUAUGAAUAUUUGCACGCUCAUAGACCCACUUGUUUGACGCGAUUUUAUGUUUUAGUCUUAUCUUGAGCCAUCUUUACGAAGGCUCCCAUUUAUUACAAUCAAUAGAGAGCUUUAAAAACAGUUGAUAUAGUGCUUUGUGAACAAUCAGAUUCAUCCUUACAGCGUACAAGAUUAAAUAGGAAAAUAAUUAUUUUCUUCUUUUGCAAAGCUAGUGCUUUUUAGUGAGUCUUUUUUUAAGUGAUAUAAUUUAAGGUGUUUGUUAUAAAUUUUUAAAAUUAAGAGCUACAACAAUGAGUAAUGAAGAUCUACCAAAUGCAUAUGAGAAAAACAGAAUGUGUUGGUGCAAAAAUUAUUCUGUAGCCAUUGUCUGCAAUGGUUCAGAUAGAGGUUUUUUUUUAUUGUUUUAAUUACAAACC